AUGUCAUCAUCCUCAUCGAAGGAAAACUUGAAAAUGGGCAAUAACUCUUCUCAGCCAGUCAAACUGGAGCCCUCUGAGUCCCGCAUCCCAGCCGCCCUUAAAAAAUCCAGCUCUUUCAAUGUGAAGCCAGAGCCUGUCGAACAAUCUGUCCCACUGACCCUCAAACGGGAACCACUCAAAAACGAGUUCUCCGUCGAUUUUGGCACCCACGAUGAUGCGCCUAUGGAUGAUAUCCCAGAGGCCAAACCAGACACACCGGAGGCAGAGGAGAACCCAGCCAGCUAUGUCAAAUUCGAAUCCGUCAAUGAUAUCGAAUACACCCCGGAACUAGCCCUCCAGCAGGGCCUCAAGAUGGUGGCGGAUAUGGAAAUGGGGAUGCAAGUGCUCGACAUUGGACCGCGUCGCAAAGAAGUAUGGGGGCAUGAUACUGCCAAUUUGCGCUCGAGCGGAGUACCCAAGACCCUUAUUGCCAUCUGUGGCGAUUUACGCGAAGGCACGGGUGCUGGCAAAUCCUCCAUCCUGAAUGCUAUCCUCGACGACAACAUUGUACCCACCAGUGGGAUGCGAGCUUGCACUGCCGUGGUUACCGAAAUCGCGUACAACGCUAAGAACUCCAUCGAUGCGGACAUCUCCUUCCUGUCGAGGGAGGAGUGGAAGUCUGAACUUCAGAUACUCGUCGAUGAUUUGACAGAAGAGGAUGGUACCCUUAAACGCACCAACGACCUGAAGAGUGACGCAGGUGUCGCAUGGCAGAAAGUCCACGCUGUCUACCCCACCAUUGACGCCGAAAGGCUCGUCAAGAUGACCCCCGACCAAAUCAUCUCCAGCAAUGCCAAAAUCGAGAGGAUCCUUGGUGCCACCAAGAACAUCUCUGCCACUAGCUCCAAGAAAUUUGGGAUCGAGAUUGGUAAAUACAUCGACUCGAAGGACCAAAAGCGAGGCAAAGACAAAGACAAGAAAAACAAGGACAAGGAUCGCGACCCCAACGCUCCCGCAUUUUGGCCUUUGAUUCGUCAAGUCAAUGUCCGUGCCCCAUCUGCGGCGCUUGCCACAGGAGCUAUUCUCGUAGACUUGCCUGGAACUGGUGAUGCAAAUGCCGCACGAAACGGUAUAGCGCGCCAAUACAUGAAGAAAGCAAACUGCAUAUGGAUUCUUGCCCCAAUCCAUCGUGCCGUUGACUCCAAAGUCGCGAAAGACUUGUUGGGUGAAGCCUUCCGGACCCAGUUAAUGAUGGAUGGAGGGUACGACGCCCAUACGAUAACCUUCAUUGCCACUAAAUGUGACGAUAUCUCCUGCUCUGAGGUCAUCUCCAACCUUCACCUCGACGAUGACCCGGAGCUCGAGGAUAUUCAGGAGCGUAUCCAUAAACUCACUUCGGAGAUGUCAGACACCAAGAAAAAGCGGACUGCGGCUGACACUCGCGUGAAAGCCUUGAACGAGGAACUUUCACAGUGUCGUGCAAUUGCCAAGGAACAUCAAGCACACCUGACAGCCUUGCGAGACGGGGAAACAUUCGAGCCCAUAUUGACGAGCAAGCAGGCAAAGAAGACUAAUGCCGACAAGUCAAAGGGGAGUAAAAAGCGCAAAAACACUCGUGGCGGCAAACCCGGCUCCCCAAAACGCCAUCAUAGUGUCUCGGACGACGAGUCAGAAGAGGAAUCAGAUUAUGACUCAGCAUCUGAUUCGGAUGAUACCAUCAGUGAUGUUGACUCAGACGAUGAUGCUCCCAAGAAAAGCAAGAAGGGGAAGAAGAGUAAAAAGUCAAAGAAGGAUUCCGACGACGAAGAUAAUUCGGACUCUGACGAAGAGGACUCCGAUGCGGAGAAGAGUGACGAGGAUGAUGAUGACGACCAAGAUGAGUUGAUGGAGGAAGAGGUCACCGAGGAAUCAUUGGAGAAAGCCAUUGCGGAUGGCAAGAAGAAAAUCGCUGAUUUGAGAGCCAGCCACAACGAGGCUCGUAAAGAGCGCAAGGAAGCCGUCGAUUUGAUCUCGUCCCUCAAGGAGAAAGUGUCUAGCGUUCAGAAGGAAAAGAAUGGCUUCUGCGCCAAGAAACGUUCAGAAUUUUCCAAAGACGUCUUGAAGGAGGAUUUCCGUUCCGGACUGAAGGACUUAGACGACGCUGCUGCCGAAGAGCGGGAUCCUGACAACUUUGAUCCCAGUAAAUCUUUGCGCGACUACGAUGCGAUAGAUUUGCCCGUCUUUUGCGUUUCUGCUCGGGACUAUGUCCGCAUCAAGAAGCAAGUUCGGGGCGACGGCGACCCUACCUGCUUCACCAACGCCGAUGACACAGGAAUCCCCGCAGUCCAGAGCUGGGUAACAUCUCUGACCGUGUCGUCUCGUGAACAAGCCGCACGCAACUUUUUAACGCAACUCGAAACAUUCGCCAAAGACGUCCGUUCAUUCGCGGAUGAAAACGUUUCUGUAACGCCUGCGGAUCGUGAUGCUCUCCGCAACAAAUGGGAGUCAGGAAUGCAAGAGCAACCUGACCUUGACGACCAAGAUGAAGAGGACGAUCCGUUCGCAGCUGUCCUUGGGGGUUACACUGGGCCCAAACUGCACACUAUGCCCGAGCUACUGCCCAAAGUAGACCGCUUCGGCCAGCCGAUUGGGAUUACGCCUCGUCUCAUUAAAGAGUUCAGCAAGGUUGUGGAGAAUAGUGUCAUCUCGCUGAAGGACCACCUGAGAGAUGGAUUAGAGGAGCGAUGCCGCGUUGGUGCCUCGAAUGCUGCUGAAGCUGCUGUCAUCACGUCGGAUGACUUCGCCUCGUCAAUGCACUGGGCCUCGUACCGUGCUACCCUUCGACGCCAUGGAGAAUACCGCCGCGACCUGAAUGUCGAGCUUGUCAAUCCUUUUACACGCAACAUUGCCCAGGCCUGGCAACAAGUCUUCGAAGCGGAUGUAUUCACCCCGCUGCUCAACAGCAUCUUAGAGCGCGUUUCGAACCUGGUGAAGGACGUUGAGAAGUCUGCUGCCUCGGGUCUGAAGGACUACGCCAAGUCGCAGGGCGAAACAUGUCGCGAGUCGGCGCGAGUGGCGCUGACGCAGACUGUGGCCUCCGUGAAGGCAACUCUCAUCGACGAACAAAAAACGGUGUCGCGGUCCGUUGCUCCCUAUGUCAAGGACCAGUUGUUGGACGGCUACGAGCUCGCGAUGGAAGAGCGUGGGACGGGGUCUGUCGCACGCCAAAAGGCGGUAUUCCGGAACUACAUCUCCAACUGCAAAGACACCCUGUUCGAAGAUGGGGCUGACUCAAUUCUGGAGCAGCUGGACGACUGUGCCUCGUCGGUCGGCGUCACGCUCAACUCGGCGAUGGUUUUGCUUGCGCAGAAGGUGGAGAACAACAUCUCGGUGCUGUGGGAGGAGGUCCGCGAUGACCCAAAGCAGACGAUGAUUCGGUCGAAACUGGUCGCCCAGAUCGACGCGAUUGUCCAUCAAGUCCACCUUCUGUCUGCUGCUGCUGCGAAAGCGAAAACCGCGAAAGAGAUGGAAGUUGACGCUUGA
Mycena indigotica is the source of this 3501-nucleotide messenger RNA. RefSeq lists its product as uncharacterized. The transcript is spliced from 20 exons. The record is from RefSeq and is a predicted model, not a curated record. Lineage: Eukaryota; Fungi; Basidiomycota; Agaricomycetes; Agaricales; Mycenaceae. The coding region runs from base 1 to 3501 and encodes 1166 amino acids.